This is a messenger RNA of Trichoplusia ni (cabbage looper), 2789 nucleotides long. RefSeq lists its product as uncharacterized. The record is from RefSeq and is a predicted model, not a curated record. The transcript has 2 exons. The coding region runs from base 314 to 2623 and encodes 769 amino acids. Lineage: Eukaryota; Metazoa; Arthropoda; Insecta; Lepidoptera; Noctuidae.
AAUAACAAGAGCUAUCGAAUGGUGUAUUUAUUUUCUUUUUAUGAAGCCUAUUUUCGAAGUUAUAAUGUGCCAAGAACGUAACACGUAGUAGUGUUUCGAAGAAUAGCAAUUCAUGAAUAGAUAGAUCGAUGUACGCGGGCCUCACCCCGCGCUCCCGCUGCCCGCGCGCUGGUUACUUCGUCAUUCGCGGUCGUGUUGGCGGGAGGUGUGCAUGUGUUUGCUUGUGCAUGGGUGACGGUUAAAUUACAUGUUGUUUAUUGGUUUUUCUAAUUGAAUUUACAUAUUUCUUUGAUAUUUGAGAUUAUUAUUCAAUAUGAAACGUUCUAAGAAAAUAUUGUCUUUAAUUUUGCCCGAUGAAAGUAUAGAUAAUACAAGUUCUAGUCAACAGAUACAACGAAACUUUAUCCAAAAAGAUAAUGAUGAUCGGGAGCUUUCAUCACCUUUACCGGACGGGGUCGAAGAAACUUACAUCCUUUUACGCGACGUUUUUAAUGAUACGGACGAAGUUAUCGUUAAUAACACAAUCAAAGAAGAUCAAAAUGCUGUAAAUGACACUGUUCACUUACUAAAUACAGUCCCCGAAAAUGUAAGCCCAAAACCAGCUCCGAUGAUAAUAUAUGAUAUUUCCAGUCCCACUUUGAUAGAUCCAUCUCCAUUUAAUAUAGAAACCACAACAAGUUUUGAAAAUUCCCCGAUGCCAGUAAAUCAUAACAGUAUAUUGGUAGACUGUUUGAAUAUCCCUACACCAAUGCCAUCUCCUCUAAACCAUCACUCCAAGGCUAAAUGUCAAGAUGUAUUUUGUACGGAACAUGAAUGUUGGUUAGAUUCAGCUGAUAACCCUUCAACUACAAAUAGAAAAUCUAGAAAACGUGCCCGGAACGUGGAAAACUGGUAUGAUGUUAAACGGAAAUGUCGCACUAAUAUGGGUAAAUCAUAUAUAUCGAAAAGAGGAAAAUUAGUAGAUGAGAAGUUAAUUAGGCCAGCAUGCCAAUGUCGUUAUAAAUGCAGUGACAAAAUAACACCUGAUCAACGCCUAGAGAUUUUCAGGAAAUUUUGGUCAUUGGCUGAUAAACAGAAACAGUGGGCUUACGUAAUACAGUUUACACUGAAAAUUAAAAAAAAACGCUGUAUUAAUAGUGACGAGCCAAAUAAUCGUAAGUUUACUUAUAAAUAUUUUCUUCCUGUUGUAACGUCCGACCCUGUUUGCGCUAAAAUAGAUGUCUGUAAGACAAUGUUUUUAAAUACGCUUGGCAUAAGUGGCAGAGUAUUACAAACUGCUUGGUCAAAGUAUGAUGGUACUGCAGUCGUUGAAGAGGAUCAACGAGGUCGUCACAAGAGUCACAAAAUAGUACUUGUCGAUGAAAUGAUUCGUAGCGUUUGUGACCACGUCAAGUCUUUCCAACCUGUGGAAUCCCAUUAUCUCAGGGAGAAAAGUACUAAAUUAUAUCUGGACGGUAGUUUAAGUAUAGCCCGCAUGUUUACUUUAUACAAGGAGUGGUUCAACGACGAACAGUACUCAAUCAAAGCACGGACAGAAAGGCAAUACCGUGAUAUUGUCAAUGACCACUUUAACUUGGCAUUUUUUGUUCCUAAAAAAGAUCAAUGUGACCAAUGUCACAUAUUUAAAAAUUUGAAAAAUCCUUCUGAAGUGGAACAAGAUACUUUUGCUAAACAUCAGGAUAGAAAAAAGAUUGCAAGAGCUAUGAAAACUGCAGAUAAAGAGAGCGCCAAAAAUUCUAAUGGUGAAAUAGUCUGUGCUGUGUUCGAUUUUGAAAAGGUAUUGACUUGUCCUCACGGACAAGUUAGUAUUUUUUAUUACAAAAGAAAAUUAAGCUGCUUAAAUUUUACAAUUUUUGAUAUGGGUAAUAAACAUGGAACGUGUUAUAUGUGGGACGAAACGAUAGCUAAGCGUGGAGCAAACGAUGUAAGCAGUUGUUUGAUUGAUUUUAUUGAUUGUAACGUGCAAAAAGGAGUUCGCGAGUUCCUUUUUUGGUCUGACAACUGCGCCGGUCAAAAUAGAAACCGAAUCGUGUACUCAUCCUACAUUUACGCUUCUAAGAAGUACAAAGUGACCAUCACACAUCGCUUUAUGGAGAAAGGUCACACGCAGAACGAAGGUGAUAGCGUUCAUGCAUGUAUUGAAAAUGCCUCCCGUGCCAAAAUAAUCUAUACACCUCAAGAGUGGCAAUUAUUAGUGAGAUGGAGUAAAAAUAAUGAUUAUCCGUAUGAAGUUAAAAAUAUGACUCAAGAGCAUUUUUACGAUUUUAAAAGUCGGGUUGUUGAUAAAGUAUGGAGUAAAAAUUGUCGUGGUCAGAAAGUUAAUUGGAACAAUAUUAAAGAAGUACACGUAGAUUGCAAUGAUUCAAACAAACUAUAUUAUAAAUACGAUUUAAGCGCUGAAAUGUAUGAUGCUAUAACUAUCGGUAAUACAACUAGAAACUCAAGAGGCAAUCAAAAUAUGCAAAUAAAAAAGGCCUAUAAUCAGCUUUUGCCUAUUUCGCGGGAUAAAUACAAAGAUCUUCUUAGUUUAUGCAAUACAAAUAUUAUACCCGUUGAAUAUCAUGAUUAUUUCAAAACAUUGCCCAACGGUGAUGCCAACACAAGUGAUGAUGAAGAAAAUUAGUAGGCACGAUGAUUACAGUAUUUUUUUGAUUUUUGAUUAUUUUUCCUUUUAAACUUAUAAUAUUAUGUUGUUUUUUUUAGAGUUUCUUUGUUGAUUUAGAGUUGCUUUAUUGGUUUCUAAUUUGUCACUUGAAGUAAAAAGACUGAUUAUUAGAAAUUUUAUUUUC